AUGAAGGCAGCGUUUCUAAACGGAUUGAAGGAAGCGAUACGUGCAGAAUUGAGGGUCCAUCUUCCAGAAGAUCUAUCUCAGAUGAUGAAGAUAGCUCAAAGGAUAGAGGAGAAGGAGAAUAUUUUGGGCCAAAAUGGAGCGUUAUUGGGCCGAAAUGGAGUUGGGUCCGGUUCGUGGGGUGGACUUGGGACAAGGACUGCAUUACCCAACCGUGAGACUAGAGGAAAUGGGAUGGGUUUUCAGAAUAGUGGCCGAAAUAGGCCUCAAAGCACAGCCCAAAUGAGUAGGGCUCAAUCUGAAGGCAACACUCAAACCACAGCAAGUAGUGGAGGUAAUGUCAAUCUGACCCGAAACGUUAACCAAGAGAAUGGAGGUGGGGGCAACGCAGGGCGAACAGCCGCGUCGUCAGGCAGCCACGAUAGACGAAGGGGAUCUCGUUUCCGUCGACUCUCCCAAGAGGAGAUGGACGACCAUUGGAGGCGUAAUCUUUGCUUCCGUUGUUAUGAACCAUUUUUUCCGGGCCAUGUGUGUCAACAUCCUCAAUUGCAUGUAAUGAUUUUAGCUGAAGGAGGUGAAGAACCAGGUGAGGAAGAGUUGCAACUUGCUGCUCAAGACGCGUCAACAGAGGAGACGGUGCAUUUGGGCGUACACAGUGUGGUGGGUUUGACUUCUAAUAAAUCUUUGAAGCUUUUAGGAAAGGUAAAUGGUCUGUGUGUAGUGGUGUUAAUCGACACGGGGGCAUCUCAUAAUUUCUUGGCAACCCAUAUAGUUGAAGCUUUGCGUUUACCGAUGGAUGCAGCGAGGAAAUUCAACGUUGAGGUUGGGGAUGGCCACAGAGUAGUGAGCCCUGGCCGUUGUCGAAACGUGACAUUGGUGCUUCCAAAUUUAAAGAUCACUCAAGAUUUUUUUGUCUUCGAUUUGAGGGGUGUGGAUUUAAUUCUGGGAUAUGAAUGGUUAGUGGAAUUAGGAGAUAUAAAAGAAAAUUUCAAGGAAAGGAUGCUUAAAAUUCCAUGGCAAGGGGCGGAAGUAACUAUCAGUGGGGAUCCCUCACUAUCUUGUAGUGGAAUAUCUUCUAAGGGGUUAGGUCGCUCCUGUAAGAAAGGAGUAGAGAUCUUUUAUAUGGAAUUGGGAUAUUGCUCCGUUAGUGCUGACGAUGAGCAGAAGAAAAUGCCUCUAAUUGUCAAUCUGUUGAAAGAAUACGAGGAUGUGUUUGAACCUCUCUCUGAACUACCUCCAAAGAGGGCUUGUGAUCACAGAAUAAGAAUCAAGGAAGGGGCUUCGAUUCCUAAUAUUCGCCCAUACAGAUACCCUCACUAUCAAAAAGAGAAAAUUGAGAAAUUUGUAAGAGACAUGCUGACAGCUGGUAUGAUACGUCCCAGUACCAGUCCAUAUUCCAGCCCGUUGAUCAUGGUGAAAAAAAAAGAUGGGAGUUGGAGGUUUUGCACUGACUACAAGGCUCUCAAUAAGGUAACUGUGCCUGAUAAAUUUCCGUUACCUGUUAUUGAUGAAUUAUUAGAUGAAUUGGGUGGGGCUGAAAUAUUUUCUAAAUUGGAUUUCAAGUCUGGUUAUAAUCAGAUUAGAAUGAGAGGCAGAUAUUGA
This is a messenger RNA of Gastrolobium bilobum, 1599 nucleotides long. RefSeq lists its product as uncharacterized. The coding region runs from base 1 to 1599 and encodes 532 amino acids. Lineage: Eukaryota; Viridiplantae; Streptophyta; Magnoliopsida; Fabales; Fabaceae. Gene Ontology annotation, molecular function: aspartic-type endopeptidase activity. Gene Ontology annotation, biological process: proteolysis. The transcript has a single exon. The record is from RefSeq and is a predicted model, not a curated record.